CCAAAGGUUCCCUCUGAUGAGAAGCCGUGCAGGAGGCAGCAAGGACGGCUCGCAGGUCUCUUGCAGGCUUAGAUCAAGAUGUCGAUGCACUAGCGGCAUCAGCCCGGUCCUUCUCUGAUUGAUUGUGAUGGGAUCGCGUGCGCCAAGAGGAAUUCUUUGCGAGGUGUCGUCGUCGACCAACAACCUUGAUAGCCACAUCAGGCCGAAACCCCACGACACGGAAGCAAAACUCGACGCGCUGUCUCUCCGUGUCAUUCGCAUCCCACUCCCAGGGACAUCUUGGCUCAGCACCAGCAAUGUAACGCUACAUGUGCCCCCCAAACAUUUUCUCUUGUCGUCUUGCCGCUAACAGCUAGCCUUGUUGUAUUCCUAUCACCACUCACCGCAGAGAGUCCGCAGAAGCGCAGGAGGCAGGGGCAGGGGCAGGGGCAGGGGCAUGGGCAAGCACAAAAACACAUUGUGGAGAAGCCCUCCCCUCCACAGGAUCACGACUCUACUGCCCGGUUAACCGUCCGCCACACCGUCCCAAUCAAGCGCUGCGCAGCAAAAGCAAAUAAGACACUGCGCUCGACCUGCCACUUGAGCCCCCCCCUGCUCAUCCUCUGCGACAUCUUCACUCCAUCUUGUUCAAAGCCUCUCCAACUCUUUCCUCCCACACUGUACUUCGGUACAACUCUCUGUCUCUCUACCUUCUCCGGGCCUAUCUUGAUCGGCAAGCCAACCAAGGCUGCAAGUGUCACCCCCGACCUAAAGCGGCUCUAUCCUGUCUCACACCCUCCAACUCGUCGUCCCGUUCCCCAGUUAUUCCUCCUCUUUUCCUCACCCUUGGUAUUUUGUCGCCUUAAGAGCCACGGCGCCUCAUCCCUAUCCUCUGCAGACAACACCCUUGUUCCUACCCCGUGGGCAUGGUGUCGUUAUUGACGAGCUAUGAGUCGUUCUCUUCCUGUCGUGUCCAGCGACGGAAACCUGCCGUGGUCAGACAGCCAUAGCCAUAGCAUGGACUCCGAUGAGAUUCCUCAUGUUGGCUUGCCUUCCCCCUGGUUGGACUCCCUUCCGACAGCCUCCAACUCUCUGUCCACAUCGUCGUCGACUUUGAGCUUCGCCCGUACGGGCCAGCUCUCGCCCCAGCUGUCACCCAUCAGCACUGGCAUGGCCAUGUCCUGCGGAGGCUCCUCCUGCCUUGCCUCGCCGUCCCUCUCGCCCCCCACUGCUGCCAUGAAUUCGCACUCGCUCUCCUCGUCGGCCUCGACGGAAUCCUCAUGGACCAUGAAUUACUCGGGCUCGGGCUCGGGCUCGGACGAGGGCCAUGAGCACGAGCAGCUUCCGCGGGGCGCCAUGAGCCACCACCAUGACAUACACCAUGAACACAUGCCCUGGGAGCAGGACGAUCCAGAUGAGCUGUUGAUGGCCCCAAAACUGGAGCCCUUGGAUGAUGAUGGAUUCUGUAUGGAUGAUUUGGGGGAAGCCCCUGCCACUCCCAUUGGAGGAGUUGCCCAUGCGCUGGGGCUCGACCAACCAAAGCCAAAACGACCCAGAGGACGUCCUCGGAAGCACCCCCUUACCCCCAAUCUGACUGCCAACAAAGUCACCAAAGGCCGCACCAAGACUGGCUGCUUGACAUGCAGGAAGCGAAAGAAGAAGUGUGACGAAGCCAAGCCGCGAUGCAUGAAUUGCGAAAAGAACGCCGUCGUGUGUGAAGGCUAUCCGGAGAAACAGAUUUGGAAAAGCGGCAAAGAAAGGGCCGAAGAGGAACGUCUCAAGUCACACAGCGUCAUGUCCAUUACGAUGCAGCCCAUCUUCCACGGGCUCGAGACGGUCGAAGACAUGAUCUUCUGGAAGCACUACAAUGAACACCUCAGCGCCGUGCUUACUGUCGAGGGUGAACACAAGAAUGCUUUCAAGGACAUGAUGGUGCCCAUCGCGGUCAAACACCAGGGCCUCAUGCAUUCCAUCUUGUCUUUGGCAAGCAAACAUAUUGACUUUGACACACCCUAUGGAGCCACCGUCUUGCGCAACAACCCCUCCACAAGCCUGGAACUCAUCCGGGAACGAUCCAUUUUCCAUCACGACGCCGCCAGGCAGAAGUUUUUCGAAGAUGUCGAGUUUAGCAAAGGAAAGCCCUGCACCGAUGACGAGGUUUUGGUGUCUGCUCGCUAUGGACAGAUGCUGUGCUUCCUCUUGGAAGCUCUGGCAGAGGGUAACCCCCGUGGCGAGCAUCGCGUCCACCUUUCGGCAUACCGCAGUCUUAUCGCCAGCUCGCCUCCUGGAGAUUCGGCCUUCUUGUCGUUCAUCGCCGAGUUUUUCCAGUACCACAUCUUCGCCGACGAAUUGAUCCACUCGUCCGACAAGUCAGGCUACCGUUCCAUGUCGGACGCCCAAGAGCUCCCGUCGGUCCCUCAUAUCCACCCGCCCCGACUUCUUGGUGUUGCCGAUGGACUGCUCGAACAUAUUGUCCCCAUCACCACCAUCAGAAACUCGAUCCGGCGUAACAUGGCCGCCCACGAGCCCGUUAUUGUCGACUACAUUAGUCUCUAUCGCGCAGCCGAGAUCGAUGCUGCGAUUCGAGAAUGGGCUCCCCACCUGCCCCCUGGUGAUAAUCGCGGAAAUGUCAGCCUCCUUUACAAGCACAUGAUGCAGAUUUAUCUCAUCCGUACCAUUUGGCCCCCGGUCGCCACGUCACCCACGCCGACGGCCGCCUCCGUUUCCUCGUUUUCCCACAUCCGCAGCUCGCCAUCCGUCGGCCGACCGACCUCUUCAGUAGUCAAUACCCCACCGCAGUCUGCCUCUACCAGCUGUGCCUCGUCCCCGAAACUUGGAGCCUCCCACCCGAUGAGCGAGCCAAACGUCUACAAACGGAACAGUACCGGAAUGGGUUCCUCCUCGAACGUAUCCCCGAUCCGCAAGAACAGCGGCGGAGGUAUUGCCGCAGCGCUGGCCGCCGAGAACCGACCCGACUCCCCCCCUCCCAUCCGUCAACCUGUUUCCCACGACGAUCGUAUCACCCGCGCCGUCGAAGAGUCCCUCGACAUACUCGACACCUUCAAGCCGAGCGAUCCCUCCCAGACCCUGUUGUUGCUGCCGUGUUUCGUCAUCGGCACCGUUUGCUUCAAGCCCCUCCAACAAGAGCGCAUCAGGGCCGCCAUCAAGUCUGUCAGGGGCUACACCGGACUAAGAAACGCCGAUCGGGUUGUGGAGGUGCUCGAGGAGGUGUGGCGACUGAUGGAGAUGGGUGAGUGGGUGCGUGUGUGGGACUGGGGUCGUGUUGCAAAGGAUAUGGGGUUGGAUUUUAUUCCUGCUUGAUAUUUCUUUCUGUCUUGGCAUUUUGGUUCUGCAGCAUGUCCUUGCCCUUUCUCUCCCUCUCUCUCUCUCGUUGAAAUAUCUCUGGCGAGUUUGAACCAUGUUUUUCUUGUUUCUGUUUGUGGAAACGCCAGAGACAAUAUACCCCCCCCCCCCUCCCCCCACCCCAUAUAAAGCAGUCUCUUGUUUUGUUUGUUUAUCACAUCAUGUAUUUUCCCCCCUUGUAUUCCUCAUACUUUCCGUUUCAGUGAACGGAACAAACAAGUUUAUUGUUUUUUGUGUUGCUGUUUUUAUCUGUCUUUUUUUGCGGAAAAAGAAAACAUACAAAACAAGUCGUUGGCUUUUGACAAGAAAGAAAGGAGACGGACACACAAAAAAAGAAUUACGUUGUAUUGGUAGGAGUUUGGGGAUGGGGGCUAGGUUAGGUCUGGGGAUAUAAGGGGGUAGGGGGGCAUAGGUAACGGUACGGAGCAGAAGGGUUUUCGGGUUCUAGGUCAGGGUUUUUGGUUGGGGGUGGGUUGUAGUAAGUAGGAAGGUUUUCUCUACGGGGUUGCUGCAUAGUACGGUCGUUAUUUUCGGAUUUGUUGUUUUUUUCACCACUUUCCUCUUUGGCUACACACACAUACACACACACACAAGAGGGGUUGGAGUUGGAACAUUUCUUUUCUGGGAGAUUUUUGGUGCAUGUAUAUCUUGGGGAUGGGUUUUCUUGGUGGGGGAUUGGAGAUCAUAAAGGAACAUUUAAGGGCAUGUAAGCGGAUAAAUGGGGGGUUUGGUUUUUAUAGGUAGUUAAUGGUUCGGCAUAUUUUUCGAGGAUAGGAGAUGGAAUUUACACACACAGUCACGUUCGUUACAUUUUGUUUACUUUUUGUCAUUGAUUGAUGGUGAUAUUGA
Messenger RNA from Podospora pseudopauciseta, 4191 nucleotides. RefSeq lists its product as uncharacterized. Gene Ontology annotation, cellular component: nucleus. Bases 928 to 3300 code for a protein of 790 amino acids. The transcript has 6 exons. The record is from RefSeq and is a predicted model, not a curated record. Gene Ontology annotation, biological process: positive regulation of transcription by RNA polymerase II. NCBI's taxonomy places the organism in Eukaryota, Fungi, Ascomycota, Sordariomycetes, Sordariales, Podosporaceae. Gene Ontology annotation, molecular function: DNA-binding transcription factor activity, RNA polymerase II-specific; transcription cis-regulatory region binding; zinc ion binding.